AUGACUGUACACAAGGAGCCCAUCAACGUCCGACCCGCCAGUCAACAACGGCACUCGUCGAGCACCAUGGCCGGCUCGCUCCCCAAGAACCGCCCGCACUCGCACUCGAUAUCCGCCGCCAACCUCAACCCGGCGCAUCGCGUCACACGCCGGAAGAGCAUGAGCCAGACGCCUGCCUCCAAUGUCGCGGCCAUUGCUGCGGCGGCCAAGGGCAUGUCAGGGGCGCCGCUCGAGGGAGGCAGUAGCAAUGGCCCGCGCCGCUCGUCCAAGCCGACAUCGCAGUUCCGGGGCCCCAGCAUGGCCCUCCACUCCACAAUGGCGUCGAGCAUGCCCGGCAAUGGCGCGCAGUUUGGGCCCAGCAGUUACGGUGCGGCGGCGGCUAAAAGCGAGGCUCUCACCGACGGACCGACACUCGCAACCAUGUUGGAGCAGGACAAGGCCAACUCCAAAUCGCGGAACCGUCGCGCGAGCGAGGGCUCUCGCCUGUCCAAGGGCGACGGCAAGCGAAGUGGUAGCGAUCUGAGAUGUGAAAAAUGUGGGAAAGGCUACAAGCACAGCAGCUGUCUGACCAAGCACCUUUGGGAGCACACGCCUGAAUGGCAGUACACAUCUAAGCUGCUCAUCUCCAAGCACCAGCAGGUCCAGCUGCUCGAGGCCGCCUCGGUCCUCGUCGCCAUGAACAAGGAGAGCGACGGCGAGAACAGCGACCGCUCGUCCCCGCCCGCCUCGGGUUCGUCUGACCUGCGUGAGGAGUUGAGCUCCACUGAAACUACCCCGCCCCCGCAACUCGACGACCAUGCCGUAGGAUCCUACCCUCACUCGCACUUUGGCACCCGCUCCCUCAAGCGCUACUCGGCCAACAGCUCCGCUUACAGCCAAUCCUACCAGUCCACCGUCUUUUCCGACAAUGGUAAUGGCCACCACUAUCGCCAGUGGAGCAACGUGUCUGACCGCCCCACUACGUCAGGCACCUCGGUUGCCGGCUCCUACCAUGACGAUGCCAAUGACCACGCUGACCUCGCUGCCGCCGUCGGCCUGCUGAGCUGCUCGUACGGCACCCCGAAGACGGGACCCGUUGCGCUCCCGCCGGACGUGCCACCCGUGCCCCCGCUACCAGCAAAGUAUUUUGACUUGAAUGCUCGUACCUUGUCAGGUAGUACCACCGUCACCGCGCAGCAGUCGAGUAUGCGCAACAGCUACCGCUACCACAGCGAGAGCAAGGACGUCGACAUGGAUGACGAUCACUUCGCCGACGAGGAGGACUACCGUUACUCCAACUCGCGCAGCCGUGGCCGUAUCGACGAGGACGACGACGAAAUCUUCGGACGGAUGGAGGAGUAG
Molecule: messenger RNA, 1341 nt
Organism: Alternaria ventricosa
Lineage: Eukaryota; Fungi; Ascomycota; Dothideomycetes; Pleosporales; Pleosporaceae
Exons: 3
Coding region: 1-1341 (446 amino acids)
Source: RefSeq, a predicted model, not a curated record